UUCGCGCUGAGCGCGUCGAAGGACCACUCCAAAUUCAAAAAUUUAAAUCAGCCGUAACUAGUUCCAAACUUAAACAAACUUUUUUUAAAACAAUGUACUUAAUGCUCGGAUACACGUUCUACAUUUUUACUUUUUAAUUUUAAAAGUAGCAAAUAACUGGUUUUGCGUGCGGUCAGUGCCGUUAAAACUUUUAUACAGACGAUGAACUUUAUAGGAUAGCAGUUAAGUUAAAACUGUAUCAUGAUGGAACGGCUAGUUAUUUUGACACUAUCCUCAUUCAUCCUGGCAUGCCUAGCCGAAAACCAAAUCAAAACUGGCGAAACAAUAUUAUCAACAGUCCUAACACCUGACACUAAAGAAAAAACACUAAACAGACAAGGGCGAAGCUUUUACGACCCUCGUUAUGGCCCCAGACCUAUUUAUGAUAGACUAGAAUACGCCCGACCUGAUUAUGAUAGGCCCCAACGCUGUGGUCGAUGUUAUGACGACCGAUAUGAUGACAGAGAUGAUAGAGAUUAUGAUAGAUCUAGCCGUGAUAGGGACCGAUAUGAUGAUGACAGAAGAGUGAGCCACAGACCUACAUACGGCAACAGAUUCGAUAAAAACAAAAACUAUGAUGAUGAUGAUAGCAGCAGCAGUGACAGAAGAUACAACACCGACCGUAACAGCAACAACAAAAAUGGUACAGAUGAUGAGAAUGAUAGUGGUGAUAAAAAACGGCCACAUGACGACAAAGAUGAUAGAGACAGGCCUAGUGGUGGCAGACAUAGAAACAGAAACAGAUAUGAUGACAGAGACCGUUACAGGCCAGAUUACUAUGAUAGAUUCUUAUCACGGGACCCUUACAGAGAUAGACCUGCGUAUGAUAGACCGUACUAUGACGAUCCUUACAGGGAAAGACGACCUCUUUAUGAUAGGUACGAUGAUCCCUAUCCCAGUUACGGUGGAAGACAGGAUGGGUACGGAUACCCAGGGUACCGAAGACCGGUGCAUGAUGACAGAUAUGACAGAGGAUAUGAUGACGGUUAUGGUGGUUAUGGGCCUGGUGUUGGCAGAGGACCUCAUGAUAGUUUCAGGCCGUGGGAUGAGACAUACCGCGGACAGGCGGGAUGGGACGCCGGCGGCAGGGGCUACUACUUUGCUUCCGGGCGACCCGACGCCGCCCCCGCCGCCGCAGCCGCCUGGGGGCGCCCUGACUAUAAUAGGCCAACAGAAUCAGGGUGGCAGAGCGCAGGCGCGGGCGGCGCGUACGCAGGCGGGUACCGCGACUACAGAGACCCUUUAGAGUAUCGGGGGUCUCUGAGCUACGGGCAGGACACUGGGGGCUACAGACAGGGCGUCGCCGCUGACUACGGGCUGGGCUACGCUACUGGACAACAGGGUUAUGGACAACAAGGCUACGGACAGAGCUACGGUCAGAAUUAUGCCCAGGGUUAUGGUGGACAAGGAUAUGGUGGACAAAGUGGGUGGCAUAGCGUUGGGGAGAGGAUCAGACCUUAUAGGGACCAGAGUGGCGUCAACCAGUUAGACAACCGGGAUUCUAACCGUCAACCCUCCCGCGACCGGUACCCGCAAGCGGGCAACCGGCAACCAGCCUACGGACAAACCAACUACGGACAAGCCAGCACCUACGGACAAACCACUUAUCAACCCACUGGCACAUACUCCAGCAGUACUACUCCUCAAACCAGCUACUUAUACCAACGGGAAGACGAGCAAGUGUCAACCAAAAUUGAGGAAACGACUAAAGCUUCAUAAGCUAAUUUUGAGGUUAGGUUAGGUUAGAAUUCUUGGGAUAUUUUGCGAAGCGAACGGUAAACGUCUUUCAAAGGUAUUUCAUCUUUUUAAAGGUAUUUCAAUGGUAAAUGACACGUUCUUCCGAAUACAUCCCGCUCAGGGAUGGUACUGAAAAGUAUCGGCGUCCCAGGGACGUAAUAUACGAUCCCGACGACCCGAAUACUCUAGCCAUAGAGGCGGCAAAUGAGCCCGCGACAAAAAACACCAGAAACCCGAUACCGACCCCGCCGCCGCGCCGGCGUAGUCGACGAUUUCCCUCAGCUCCUAUCACUAUCGAUCCACUUAUCCUAUCAGGCGACGCGAUGACUUCGGCGCGUGCGACUCCUGCGGCGCGUCUGGGCGCGCGCACCUUUAGGGUAACUUUUAGUAUUUGAAUAUAGGAAUCGUGGAUGGUUAUUGAUCCGCCUGAUGGCAGCCUUAUAAAGUCGUAUGAAAAAACUGAAAGCAAAUAUUGGUCUCUGUUAUCUAUAUUGUUAUCUUAACAUAUAAGUUUCACUACUCCACCUUUUAAAUAUUAAGUAAAAUAUUAUUCGAAAGGUGAAAUGGGUGAAACUUACUUUAUGGAUAAGACCAAUGUUUAUUGUACCAAUUUCUGAUGAAUAAAUUAUUUUGAAAUAUAAUGGUUUAUACUACGGUGAGCGCGCGCAAUAAUCCCAUAAAGAGGUGCGAUUUUUUUAUAUUUGUACCUUCUUAGUGCUUUGUAGAUGUACAGUCGAGGCGAAAUUAAAAUUUUCAUAAGUUAAUUAGGUAGGCACUUACGUAAAAAGGAAGUGUGUAAGUACAUAAUAUUUGUAUUAAAUUUUAUUAGCAAUAGUAAAUAAAAAAAUAUUUUAAUGUAAGUAUAUUUUCCUCGACUGUACGUUUGGA
Molecule: messenger RNA, 2664 nt
Organism: Pectinophora gossypiella (pink bollworm)
Lineage: Eukaryota; Metazoa; Arthropoda; Insecta; Lepidoptera; Gelechiidae
Product: hornerin
Exons: 6
Coding region: 241-1758 (505 amino acids)
Source: RefSeq, a predicted model, not a curated record